Messenger RNA from Aedes albopictus (Asian tiger mosquito), 1941 nucleotides. RefSeq names its product protein pelota (gene pelo). Gene Ontology annotation, cellular component: cytoplasm. The transcript is spliced from 7 exons. The record is from RefSeq and is a predicted model, not a curated record. NCBI's taxonomy places the organism in Eukaryota, Metazoa, Arthropoda, Insecta, Diptera, Culicidae. The coding region runs from base 333 to 1493 and encodes 386 amino acids. Gene Ontology annotation, biological process: nuclear-transcribed mRNA catabolic process, non-stop decay; nuclear-transcribed mRNA catabolic process, no-go decay; ribosome disassembly.
AAAAAGAAAAACACCAAAAAUGACAACAUUAACGUGGAUCGGCCACUUUUCGCGAUAAUGUCCCGUCGCCGUUGGUCGGAGUUCUUUUCCUCCUAAGAGAAAAAUCUCGGAUUUUCCGCCGGAAACAGUGAAAAUCAUGAUCGCGUACUGCUCGAAACAACGCUCCGUGUACCGCUUAGUGUGACCGUAAUCGUGAUUCGUGCCGUCUCAUACGCGCGCGCGCUCGCCCCCGUGGUUUCGAAAGAAAAUAACACAACAUCCUCCGGAACGGCACCGUGAGUAUCUUUCACGUCGACCGAACGAACGACCGCGAGUGGUGCAGGCAGGAGAGAAUGAAGUUGGUUCAUAAAAACAUUGACAAGGCCGGCGACGGGAGCGUGGUGUUGAUUCCCGAGGAACCGGAAGAUAUGUGGCAUGCGUACAACUUGAUCUCCGAAGGGGAUCAGGUUCGGAGCGGUACCAUCCGGAAGGUGCAAAACGAGACCUCCACUGGGUCCUCGUCCAGCAGUCGGGUGCGCACCACGCUCACCAUCCGGGUCGAGUCCAUCGAUUUCGAUACCCAGGCGCAGGUUCUUCGCCUGAAGGGUCGCAACAUUGAGGAGAACCAGUUCGUCAAGAUGGGCGCAUACCACACGCUGGAUCUGGAGCUGAACCGCAAGUUCCAGCUCACCAAGCCGGAGUGGGACUCGAUUGCCAUCGAGCGGGUCGAGAUGGCUUGCGACGUGACCCAGAGUGCGGACGUGGCGGCCGUCAUCAUGCAGGACGGGUUGGCCCACGUGUGCCUCAUCACGGCCAGUAUGACGCUGGUGCGCAGCAAGAUCGAUGUGGCCAUCCCGCGGAAGCGCAAGGGUAACGUCCAACAGCACGAGAAGGGAUUGGCCAAGUUUUACGACGCCGUCAUCCAGGGCAUCAUCCGGCACGUCAACUUCGAGGUGGUCAAGUGUGUGCUGAUUGCGUCGCCGGGCUUCGUGAAGGAUCAGUUCUUCGAGUACAUGUUCCAGCAGGCGGUUAAAACCGACAACAAGGUGCUAUUAGAUAACAAAAGUAAAUUUAUGUUGGUUCACUCGUCGUCUGGUUUCAAACACUCAUUGAAAGAAAUCCUCCAGGACCCGGCAGUGGUGGCCAAAAUGUCCGACACCAAGGCCGCCGGCGAGGUCAAAGCCCUCGAGCAGUUCUACACCACGCUGCAGUGCGAACCGGCCAAGGCCUUCUACGGCAAGAAGCACGUCAUCAAAGCAGCCGAUGCCCAAGCCAUCGAAACCCUCCUGAUUUCGGACAAUCUCUUUCGAUGCCAAGAUGUUGCCACUAGGAAAGAGUACGUCCAGCUGGUCGACUCUGUGCGAGAUUCCGGCGGAGAGGUUAAAAUCUUCUCCAGCAUGCAUGUGUCCGGAGAGCAACUGGCUCAGCUCACCGGCGUAGCGGCAAUCCUGCGCUUCCCGAUGCCGGAACUCGAGGACAGCGAAGACGAACGGACCGAUUCCGACUCGGAUUGAGGCGCCCCGGGUCGAGUCCGGCAAUCGUCCGUUCCUGUUUUAGGUAGCAAAAGUGUUUCAAGUUGUCGAUCCUGUCGAUUGGUACAGCAACGAACGGUAAUUUAUUUCUCCACCAUACCCCCCUGCCCUAUCCUCUUUGUCACGGCCCAGCUGGCCGUGACAAACAUGAGAACCGAAAUAGUUAUUGAGACAACCAAGAGAACUGAGAAAGGUUGGAGCUUGAGCCUCCCAACCCAACUACACGAAGGAAAACAAAACAAAAUCACCUCUAGGAUAAUGUUUGCUCUACUCAUUUACCAGAUACUGCGCAUAACGAAUCAAACAUCAGGUUGACUUUGGUAUGGUUGAUUGUACAUAUAUGAUUAUGCUGAAUGCGAUAUUUUUACUUUAGUGACCAAAACUAUUAACUUAAUUAUAAUAAUAAAUGAUGCCAUAGCAUCUAAAUGGG